AUGCCCAGUCUCGCGGCCUGCGGACUGCUCAUGGCCAUCCACCGGCUCACCACGCCGCAAGCGCACGCCAGCAUCCGGCAGCACACCCACACCCAGCACACCCACACCCAGCACACCCACGCGCAGCAGCGCAUCCACAUGCAGCAGCGCACCCUCAUUCGCCACCCGCACAGCAGAGCCCCAAUCAUAGCCGGCGCAGCAGCAGGAGCAGCAGCCGGUCUCGGAGGCGCGGUGAUCUACAACGAAUGGACCCAAAACAACGAAACGAUCGAGCUACGGGAGAACUACCCCGACGAUCGGAGUUCCGGGCGAUAUGUCCGAGACGAUGGGGAUUACUGGUCUGGCGAUGAUGACAACCGCGACAAUGAUGACAACCGCGGAUAUGUGGACAAUAAUGAUAUGACGUACCCCGGAGACGAUGUUGCGACGACCACCCAGUAUGCCGGGUACCAAGCGCCAGAGGCGCCAAGGAUGGAGAAGAGCGAUGAUAACGAUGAUUGUUGUGGGGGAUGCGUUUAUUAUGUUACUAUUGUCAAAUUCUUUAUCUAUGAAUGGAGGGGGAAGGAUAUGGCGUAG
Aspergillus aculeatus ATCC 16872 is the source of this 576-nucleotide messenger RNA. RefSeq lists its product as uncharacterized. NCBI's taxonomy places the organism in Eukaryota, Fungi, Ascomycota, Eurotiomycetes, Eurotiales, Aspergillaceae. The transcript is spliced from 3 exons. The record is from RefSeq and is a predicted model, not a curated record. The coding region runs from base 1 to 576 and encodes 191 amino acids.